AUGCCCUUAAAAAAAGAGAUGAUGAGGGCGGCAAAGGAGCAACGGGAACUGGAGAAAGAGACGAUGCCCAACGGAGGAAAACCCAAAGGCCUCUUCAGGAAGUCCAGGAACUCCUCCCAGCAAGUGCUCACGACAAGAGUGUCAGUGUGCGGCCCGCCACCCGCUCAGGUUGCCAAGAUGAAUGAGAGGCUGACCGAGGCCGGCCAUCAGUUUAAGAAGAAGCAGCCUAAAGGCACCAUCGACGUGUGGUGGCUGUUUGACGAUGGAGGCCUUACCCUGCUGCUCCCCUACAUCCUCACCACCAGGAAGAAGUGGAAAGACUCUAAAUUAAGGAUCUUCAUUGCUGGGCAGCCUGGACGCAGCGAGCUGGAUAAAGAGGAGAUGAAGUCACUGCUGCAGAAAUUCAGAAUCAACUGCAGCGACAUCACCGUGGUCGAUGACAUCCACGUGCCCCCCCGAUCUGAGAGCUCCAGGAAGUUCGAGGAAAUGAUCGAGCCCUUCCGUCUGCGCGAGGGUUCCGGAGACAGCGUUCAGGCUGCGGCCAUGAGGAAACAGAAUCCCUGGAAAAUCACCGACGAAGAGCUGAGCAGCUUCGAGGAGAAGACCAACCUCCAGAUACGAUUGAAUGAGCUCCUUCAAGAACACUCAAAACUGGCCACUCUGAUCGUUGUGAGCAUGCCCAUCGCUCGUAAGGAAUCUAUUUCUGAUUUCCUCUACAUGGCCUGGCUGGACAUCCUGACUAAGGAUCUCCCUCCGACCCUGCUCAUGAGAGGCAACCACAAGAGCGUGCUCACCUUCUACUCCUGAGCACCUGGUUGAUGGUAAUAGGAACAAUAGUAGAGCCGUAACAUACAGCGAUUUUAAACUAAAUCCGGCUGACAACAUUUAUACACCAGGACUCAUUCAAACAUGCAAGAAGUAAAAGACAGGUUUUAUAAAGCUUUACCUUCGGCCCAAAAGUUUUAUUAUUUAUCCACAUUUUCUCUGCUCAGUCUGUUAAGGUUCUCUAUGGAUAAAUUUUAUACUUUUUUGCUAAAUGAGUAGUUGAACUUUUACUAAGAAAAGCAUCUUGAUACUACAGUUUAUGGCUACAAAAGAAAAAAACAUUUGACUGUUUUGUUGUGCUGCCAGAGUCACAUCACUAAAUGUUUUAAUUUGAUGUCUGUGCAUAAGUCUGAAUGUGAAUUUAGCAACACAGGUGAUGUUUAAGCUUCUCACAGUAUUGGCUCAGGACUAAAGCAUGACUAAAAGUGUAGAAAAGGAACUUAAAGUCAUAAUUUGGGGUUGAAAUGACCUGGACUUGGCCAGACCACUUCUAUGAACAAAAACAAACAAAAACACGGCUGCUACAAAAGUUACACUAAGUGACUGUGACUGUAAAGUAAAUGUACAUAGUAGACAUAUGACAUCAAUACAAGUACCUUAAUUAAUAAAAUGACACUACCAUUGUUACUUUAUGUUUCAUCUAAAUAUUUGGUGAUAUUGAUUUGAUCUUCAGUAUAUUCACUGAGUGUAAAAUACAUAGCCAUGAUACAAUAUCUGUAAUGUUAUUAUCACAGUACAUCUGAAAUUAAAUAUUGAAAACUGUCAAUCCAAAUCAUUUGUAUAUUUUAGCCUACUGACUGUCUUUCUUUUUGAAAAUGGA
Messenger RNA from Salarias fasciatus (jewelled blenny), 1645 nucleotides. Its product is annotated as solute carrier family 12 member 1-like. Gene Ontology annotation, molecular function: sodium:potassium:chloride symporter activity. The transcript is spliced from 8 exons. Gene Ontology annotation, biological process: sodium ion homeostasis; chloride ion homeostasis; potassium ion homeostasis. Lineage: Eukaryota; Metazoa; Chordata; Actinopteri; Blenniiformes; Blenniidae. Gene Ontology annotation, cellular component: apical plasma membrane. Bases 1 to 807 code for a protein of 268 amino acids. The record is from RefSeq and is a predicted model, not a curated record.